AUGACGGUGUUCCACUUCCUCAACUGCGCGGUCCUCACCUUCGGCCCCCACGUCGUCUACUACUCCGCCACCCCCCUGUCAGAGUAUGACACGAUUGGCACUAGUGUAAAAGCAGCUGUUGUUUAUCUGGGAGCAGCACUUGUAAAGCUUGUUUGCUUAGCAACAUUCCUCAAAGUGCCUGAUGCGAAUGAUAGCUUUGAUCCCUACCAGGAAUUAAUGAAAAUUCUAAUUGGGUUUAUAGAUGUUGCUGGCCUUUAUUUUGCUUUGACACAGUUGACCCACAGAAACAUCUCCCAGAACCAUAAGUUCCAGGCUGUUGGUCUUGGCUGGGCUUUUGCUGAUUCAGUUCUGCACCGGCUGGCACCUCUCUGGAUUGGGGCACGAGGGCUUGAAUUUACUUGGGAGUACAUAUUCCAAGGGCUCGAAGCAAAUGCCAAUCUUGUGAUGACCCUCUCCCUUGCCGCAUUAGGAUCCUUGAUGUGGCUGAGGAAGAACAAACCUAGGACUUUAAUUCCAAUAAUUUAUGCAUGUGCUCUGCUUCUGGCAACAAUGCCAUCUAUCACCAGUUACUUACGGAGAUCAUUGGAGUGGCAGACUCCCAAGGUGGUCGGCUUCGAGCUCUUCUCCUCGCUGGUUAUGGCUUUCAUCAGCUGGCAGCUGUUCUCGGCUUGCCAGAGGCCAAUGUAA
Molecule: messenger RNA, 687 nt
Organism: Triticum turgidum subsp. durum (durum wheat)
Lineage: Eukaryota; Viridiplantae; Streptophyta; Magnoliopsida; Poales; Poaceae
Source: the annotation of a GenBank genome assembly